CUCGCGCAUGUUGUUCUUAUCCUCGAAAAUGCAGCUGAUUCCGACGUUGUCUUAUGCUAUUUGUCUUAAUCGGCCUCCACUGAAGCUUGAUUUAGUUUCAGCACUCUUUAUCUAUGAUAAGUAACUCCUCCUUAUCGGUGCUCUUGGUCAGAGAUAUCUUGUUCUCAACGUUAGUCAGCUUGUGAUUUGACUGACUACUGUGUAUGAGAUCUGGUGUUAUAAUUGUUUAUGGGAUGGUGGGACUUGUAUGAAACCGGGAUCCUAGUGAUCAGGGCAGUAUGCAGGUGCCAGUGGGUUAGGAGUAUUGUUUGUCCAAGUUCAAACACCUUUGCUGAUCUAUCAUGCUAAUUUGGAUUGAGCCGCGCAGGACAUCAUAAUGUCUGGCACAGAGGAACACAAAGAACAGAAAGUGGAAGGAAAUGCCACCGGUGAGGCUGAGAAAUCCAUGCCACCGUCUCAGGAGCAGGAAGCAACUAUAAACCCAAAGUAUGGAGGAAUCAAGCCAAAGAGGCCACCGCUGAUUUCCAAGGACCAUGAGCGAGCUUACUUUGAUUCUGCUGAUUGGGCUCUUGGAAAGCAAGGUGGUGCGAAGCCGAAAGGACCCCUUGAAGCUCUUCGCCCAAAGUUACAGCCCACACAGCAACAAACACGCUACCGGAAAUCCCCAUGUGCUCCCUCUGAGGGCGAAGAUGGAGGAGCUGCUUAAGCGUUUUAGAUCGGGGGAGGUUCGUUCAGUUCAGGGAACAUCUCUGUAAGAUCUUCUGUUAUAAUGUCGAAAAAUAACACUCUGGUAAUUUGAAUGUUAUGGCCAUUCCUUCUAUUGAGUGAGUGGCUCCAUUUACACACAUUGCUUCUAUUCAAUCAGAAUUCAGGUUUGGACUCAGAAGUAGGGCAAGUUUGUUGGAAAAAGGGUUUCGGUUUAAAGUCGGUUUGGACUAAACCGAAACACGGUUGAACUUUUGAGCUAAUCCACAGAGAAAUCGGUUUAGAUAA
Tarenaya hassleriana is the source of this 993-nucleotide messenger RNA. RefSeq lists its product as uncharacterized. The transcript is spliced from 7 exons. The record is from RefSeq and is a predicted model, not a curated record. Gene Ontology annotation, cellular component: cytoplasm. Lineage: Eukaryota; Viridiplantae; Streptophyta; Magnoliopsida; Brassicales; Cleomaceae. Gene Ontology annotation, molecular function: protein phosphatase inhibitor activity. The coding region runs from base 377 to 706 and encodes 109 amino acids.